AUGACCGACUUGUUGGCUCAUGUAGUAGAGCAUCAGGGUCAAAACCCUAGUCCCCAACCCGAAAACCCUGGGAACCCUGAUAAUUUUGUGGAAAGCGAGGAUAGGGUCCUCGAAAGGUUUCAGAAAUUUUUCCCACCAAAGUUUAAUGGCGGGCCAGAUCCGGAUGUGGCCGAAAGAUGGUUGGAAAAGAUGGUGGACAUUUUUGCUGCCCUGCACUACACGGAAGAGAGGCAGUGGGAAAGAGAACAAACACCAAAGACAUUGGUGAACUUCAUGAGGGAGUUCAACGCUAAGUUUUUCCCUCAUCUGAUUCAAGAACGAAAAGAAGAUGAGUUUAUUCGGCUCCACCAGGGGACCCAGACCGUACCCGAGUAUGAGAGCCAGUUCACUCGAUUGUCCAAAUUUGCCCCUGAAUUAAUUGUGACCAAACAACGGAGAAUAAGACGUUUCGUUCAGGGCCUGAAUGUGGAGAUUCAAAAGGACCUAGCUGUAGCCCCAAUUAAUACUUUUAGUGAGGCCGAGGAGAAGGCUCAACGAGUGGAAAGUGCCAGGCUACAAGUAAGGAACUUCCAAGAUAAGAAGCAAGGCUUUCCCGGUAGUAGUUCAGGGCAGGGGAAUAAAGGUACCCCUCCCAAGUUUGGAAGGGGGACCAGAGGAGGAAGGCAGCCAGGAAUGUGGAGAGGGGCCCGCCAAGGAACGGCCAAUUUGGGCUAG
Coffea arabica (coffee) is the source of this 714-nucleotide messenger RNA. The record is from RefSeq and is a predicted model, not a curated record. NCBI's taxonomy places the organism in Eukaryota, Viridiplantae, Streptophyta, Magnoliopsida, Gentianales, Rubiaceae.